This is a messenger RNA of Striga hermonthica, 303 nucleotides long. NCBI's taxonomy places the organism in Eukaryota, Viridiplantae, Streptophyta, Magnoliopsida, Lamiales, Orobanchaceae. The record is from the annotation of a GenBank genome assembly.
AUGGAGAAAGUGAGAAACUUCAAGGCAGUCCAAGUGUUGGUAAUUUUGGCAGUCGGACUAAUGCUGACUGGGCAGUCGAGCGCGGGCUUCGAAGAGUGCUACGCAAAAUGCUUCGUCGCGUGCAUGAUCAAUCCCUUUAACACAAUUUGUUCGUGCACCACCGGCUGCUUGAAAGACUGCAUCUUUCGAAAAUUUCAGAAUGAUGUUCGUGAACAAGAUUCGGAUGGCCUCGACUACUGUAAGCUCGGCUGCGCGAUUUCUAUGUGCUCGAAUUUCAGCACAAGACAUGCUCCCAGUCAGUGA